UUCAAUUUCAAUUUCCGUUUUCAAUCUUCGGGGUUGCCUCUAUCUCUGCCCAUUGCAUUCCUUCUAUCAGUUCCUUCCUAUCUUGUAUGCCAAUCCCCACAAUAUUGAUAAAGCACGGUAAAAGAAAUACUACUAGGGCAUCUGCUAGGUUUUCCAACCUCACAAGUACUUUAUUUCACAUCAUAAACAUUUGUCUUCGAGUCUAAUAUUCAUACAAUUCUAUAAAUAAAAUUACAUUGUUGAAGACUGCUCAAGCUCACAUCACAUUUACAACAUACAACUUUUAAUUCUAUAUUUGCAGAUAGUCUAAGUUUUUAAUUUUUUUUUUUUUAUAAAGUAAUAGGCCUUGUAGUUGCAGUUCUUCCUAUGAUCCUAUCAUACCAAGAAGCUUCCAUCUUUGUAGUUACUGACAGUUGCCUACUUGCUAGUGACAGUUAACUUUAAUUCGGGUAAGUUUUUGCCAAAAAUGUUGACAUGUAUUUCAAUCUACAAAUUUCUCGCAAACUUUCACAUCUAGUGGAUUUCCCGUUGUCCCUUUCCUUGCUUAAUUCUGAAAUCAAAUCCUUUGUUGUACAAGGACAAUAUAUAGAGGCCUUGCAAUUGUAUUCAAGAAAUUCUCUUAAAAUUACCAGAUUCAGCUACCCUUCUCUGCUCAAGGCCUGUGCUUGCCUUUCAAAUCUUCAGUAUGGAAAAACUAUCCAUUCAAGAAUUAUCACCGCAGCCUUACACUAUGAUCAAUAUAUCACCACUUCACUUAUUAACAUGUACGUUAAAUGUGGGUCGCUUACAGAUGCAGUUCAAGUGUUUGAUAAAUUACCUGACAGCGGAGUUACAGUCCAGGAUGUCACAAUUUGGAACUCUAUAAUUGAUGGGUAUUUUCGUUACCGUUAUCUUAAAGAGGGUUUAGUUCAGUUUCAUCGGAUGCAAUCAUUAGGCGUUAGGCCUGAUGCCUUUUCAUUGUGUAUUUUACUCGGUGAGCGAAAUGCGCUUCUAGGAUAUAAAGAAGGGAAGCAAAUUCAUGGUUAUGUUGUUAGAAACUUGUUGAGUGGUGACCCUUUCUUGGAGACUGCACUACUUGAUAUGUACCUCAGUUGUGGCAGAACAACAGAUGCAUGGUAUUCGUUCAUAGAGUUGAAAGAUAAGAGCAAUAUUGUAGCAUGGAAUGUGAUGAUUGGAGGGUUUGGAGAAAAUGGUUGUUGGGAAAAGAGCUUGGUAUUAUGUAUUUUAGCGAAGAAUGAGAAUGUUAAACUUGUGUCAGCAUCAUAUACUAGCACUUUAAGUGCCUGUUGUCAAGGUGAGUUUGCGAGUUUUGGCAAGCAAGUUCAUUGUGAAGUGAUUAAGGUAGGUUUUGAAUAUGAUCCUUACGUCCGUACUUCUCUUCUGACGAUGUAUGCAAAGUGCCAAAUGAUUGAAUGUGCAGAAAAAGUUUUCAUUGAGGCAUCAAAUAAAGAAAUUGAAUUAUGGAAUGCAAUGAUUUCGGCUUAUGUUGGUAAUGGGUGUGCUUAUGAUGCUUUAAAAUCAUACAAAAAGUUGAGGUUUUGUGAAAUUCUGCCAGAUUCUUUCACAAUUUCGAAUAUUUUAUCAUCUAGCAGUUUGGUGGGGUUAUAUGAUUUUGGGAGGUCUAUUCAUACAGAUUUAGUGAAAAGACCCAUACAGAAAAACAUCACUGUGCAGAGUGCAUUGUUAAACAUGUAUUCUAAAUGUGGGAAUAGCAAUGAUGCUAAUUCCAUUUUUAUAACAAUGAGGGGAAGAGAUGUGGUUGCUUGGGGAUCCAUGAUAUCAGGUUUUUGCCAAAAUAAGAAAUACAGAGAAGCUGUGGAGCUUUUUAGAGCAAUGGAGGGAGAUGGGGUGAAACCUGAUUCUGAUAUUUUGGCAAGCAUCAUCAAUGCUUGUACAGGACUAGAGAAGGUAGAUAUGGGCAGCAUGAUGCAUGGAUUUGUUAUUAUAAGUGGUCUGGAACUGGAUGUUUUCGUUGCUAGUUCCCUAGUAGAUAUGUAUUCCAAAUUUGCUUUUCUGAAGAAGGCUGAAACUGUAUUUUCUGAUAUGCCACUUAAGAACCUUGUGGCUUGGAAUUCUAUGAUAUCUUGCUAUCACUGGAAUGGCCUUCCAGAGCUAUCCAUUGAUCUUUUUUCUCAAAUUCUAAAAAAUGGCUGUUCUCCAGAUUUUGUUUCCUUUACAAGUGUCCUUGUUGCUAUUUCAUCAGUUGCAGCACCGUUAAAAGGAAAGAGUGUACAUGGGUACUUGAUAAGACUCUGGAUCCCAUUAGAUCUUGAAGUGGAGAAUGCAUUAAUUGAUAUGUAUAUGAAGUGUGGAUUCUUGAAAUAUGCACAAUAUAUUUUUCUAAACAUGUCUGAUAAAAGCUUGGUAACAUGGAAUACGAUGAUUUCAGGUUAUGGAUCACAUGGAGAGGGCUUGAAAGCAAUAAGAUUAUUUGAUGAGAUGACAAAUUCUGGGACUAGACCUGAUGAUGUUACUUUCCUUUCUCUGCUGUCAUCUUGCAGCCAUUCUGGUUUGAUUGAAGAAGGCCUAAAUCUAUUUGAGUUGAUGAAAAUGAAGUAUGAGAUUGAACCAAGAAUGGAGCAUUAUGUAAAUGUAGUUGAUCUUUUGGGUCGUGCAGGACACCUAGAUGAUGCUUGCACUUUUGUGAAAAACAUGCCUAUUGAACCUGACAGGAGUAUUUGGCUAUCUCUGUUAUGUUCCUGCAGAAUUCAUCAUAAUUUAAAGCUUGGAGAACUGGUAGCAAAUAAAUUAUUGGCGCUAGAACCGAGCAGUGGCAGCAAUUAUGUUCAACUAUUGAAUCUUUAUGGAGAAGCUGAAUUAUGGGAUAGAGCAGCACAUGUAAAGACAUCAAUGAAAGAAAAAGGAUUGAAGAAGACUCCUGGAUGCAGUUGGAUUGAAGUGAAAAAUAGGGUUGAUGUUUUCUUUUCUGGUUAUUCUUCAUCUCCAAGAACAGAAAUCAAUGAGACAUUGAGUAGUCCUAGGAGGAAAAUGAUUAAGCAAGGAGGUUAUUAAGAAGGUAUUAAGGUAUUGUAAGGAAGUAGUCCACAUAAGCCAUCUAUACCUUAUUCACAAGUCUUUAGUUUUACCUGCUCAUCUGCAAUGAAAGGUUUUAAUGUCCUCUACAAAUGAGUGGAAAAAGUUGCCCUGUUAUCUAAGAAAGACCAGAAAAAAAUUUAUUUCAAGAUUUAAAUUUUGUUAAAGAAGUAAUUUAAUAGGCAGAAAUCAAAACUGGGAACUUUCCAAGGCUUAACUUCAGCCACUUGGUUGAAGCCUCAUCAGUGUAGUUAAAUAUAUACAGUAAAACAAUUUUUUAUCUGUUCAA
Jatropha curcas is the source of this 3322-nucleotide messenger RNA. Its product is annotated as pentatricopeptide repeat-containing protein At2g40720-like. Gene Ontology annotation, biological process: RNA modification. The record is from RefSeq and is a predicted model, not a curated record. Gene Ontology annotation, molecular function: protein binding; RNA binding. NCBI's taxonomy places the organism in Eukaryota, Viridiplantae, Streptophyta, Magnoliopsida, Malpighiales, Euphorbiaceae.